CAUUCUACGUCACAUCCGGCGAGUGAGGUCUUUCUUUUUUGGUUUUCCCGUAUCCGCCAUUUCGGUUUUUUGAAGUUAGUUGUCAUCGGCCGCUGCAUUGUAGCUGGAAUUCCGUCGUUUAAAAAAACCGGCAUUUCAUCACAAUCGCGGCUGGAUCGCGGCCGACAAGCAGAUAAGGUCGCUUUUCAUUUCCGGGUUGCGGUUCUGUGACGCGGGUUUGAUGUCCGAACGGGCGGCUGCGGGUGUCGCCUGUUUACCAAACGUGCUCUUAAGGCGCUAAAGUUUUUUUUUGUAUGAGUUGAAGGCUUCGCGCUGUGGAUACCGGGAGGGAGCGGGAAGGCCUGGCGACGAAGCCUCGGCUUUUGGAGUGAGGAGGAGGAGGAGGAGGAGGAGGGGGGCGGUUUAUUUUAUUUCAUUCAAAAUAAAAAAAUAAUAAUAAUGGCCGGGAAUUUUGACGCGGAGGACCGCGGCAGUUGGUACUGGGGUCGGCUGAGCAGGCAGGAGGCGGUGUCCCUGCUGCAGGGGCAGCGGCACGGCGUGUUCCUGGUCCGGGACUCCAUCACCAGCCCCGGCGACUACGUGCUGUCGGUGUCGGAGAACUCAAAAGUCUCGCAUUACAUCAUCAACAGCAUCAGCAACAACCGGCAGUCUGGUCCAGGUUCCGCCCAGCCGAGGUUCCGCAUCGGCGACCAGGAGUUCGAAGCCCUGCCCGCUCUGCUGGAGUUCUACAAAAUCCACUACCUGGACACCACCACUCUAAUAGAGCCCAUCAACAAGUCCAAACACACCUCCUUCAUCGCCGUGGGCCCCGGGGGGGCCCCGCCCCGCCUGGAGGACGAGUUCGUCCGGGCGCUCUUCGACUUCCCCGGCAACGACGAGGAGGACCUCCCCUUCCGGAAGGGCGACGUCCUGCGGGUGCUGGAGAAGCCGGAGGAGCAGUGGUGGAACGCCCAGAACUCUGAGGGCCGGGCCGGGAUGAUCCCGGUGCCCUACGUGGAGAAGUACCGGCCGGCGUCCCCGGGUUCGGCCGGCGGUGGCAGUGGCGUACCCUGCGGGGGGGCACCGGCGCUGCCGCCGCUGGGAGGGGCCGGGGCACUGGGGAACUCAGACCCCCAGUCCGGCGCCCCGCUGCUGGGAGACCCGAGCCAGUACGCCCAGCCCACCCCCCUCCCGAACCUGCAGAACGGACCCGUCUACGCCCGGGCCGUUCAGAAGAGGGUGCCCAACGCCUACGACAAGACCGCGCUGGCCCUGGAGGUGGGCGACAGGGUGAAGGUGACCAAAAUAAACGUGAAUGGCCAGUGGGAGGGUGAAUGUAAAGGCAAGCGGGGCCACUUCCCCUUCACGCACGUCAAGCUGCUGGACCAUCACAGCGCCGAGGAGGAGCUCAGCUGAGAGCGGCCGGGUCAGGCCGCUACCUGGACACUAGUAUUAGACCCCUCCCCCCCUCCGGCCCGCCUCCCUCCCCUCGGGGCCUCACAUCCUCUCCAGGUUUUACAGUUUCACUCGAGAGCGGACCCUUUAUACCCCCCUCUGAGUAACCACGCCCCCCCCCUCGCUCCGACUGAUGUUCUCCACGCGGUCUGGAUCUCCUGUUUCAUCGCCGUGGCAACGCCCCCUUCUCGCGUGCUGCGUCUGCUCUCACAGGUGCUGUUAAUGCAGCAGAUUGACUUCAUUUUCUUGCCAAGAGUUGCGAUGAGAAGAGCGAUACACCUCCGGGUCUGUGCAGCAGUUUGCAUUUGGACAGAUGCAGAUUCAUGCUAAGCUAAGCUAAUAUAUUCACUACAAAACAAGAGAACCUCAUCAAGCUUCUCAUUUAACUGGGCCAGAAAGUGGAUAGGAAGAAUAAUUCCUAACCUUUUCCUUUCCUCCUGAUGGGCUUGUGUCGCUCUGAUUCAACACUAAUAUCUUCUUAUUGUCGACGUCUUCAUUCAGUCAAUUUAAGACACAAAAUCACAACUAAUAUAACUCGGAUAGGUGGGUGUGAGCGACGCCUACUAUUCGAAGAUCAAAACGAUGUUCUGUGUUUACCUCCUCCGUCAGCUGAGCUUAAAGCCUGAGCAGACCAGCAGCACACUACGUUUUAUCGAUCAUCCCAUAAAUGAACCGCAGAAUGUGGCCACCUGAAAGUAGCAGCAUUAGCUCCUCGUUCUAGCCUCCUGGCAUCGUACUGGACACCGGUUCACUGGAGAUUAACCCCGAGCCGUGGAGGAGCUCUCAUUGGACGGGAACGCAUCAUCGGCCACGACGAGGGCGACAACGCGAGGACGUGAACUCCUCCUGGAGGAGAGAACCAAAUGUGACACGGGGAAAAUAAGAACUGACCGGAGACCAGCAGAACUUUUAGCUCAGCCUCCUCCUCUGACACCGAGUAGUCUUUUGUAAGAACAGAGAAAACCCCACAAAAAGAGGAACAAGACGCACGAUGUGAUUAUCAUUACAUGCUAAAACAUUCUCAUUUUCUACUGUUCUUCAUAGCAGAUGUUGUCCGGUUUGAGAUGUACGCGUUUUACUGAUGCAUGCUGGGGGGCGUCGAUGGUUCAAACGGACUGCAGGAUGUCUGGAGGGGUGCACAUCUGUUGCCCCCCCCCCCCCCCCCUCCCAU
This is a messenger RNA of Gasterosteus aculeatus aculeatus (three-spined stickleback), 2605 nucleotides long. RefSeq names its product v-crk avian sarcoma virus CT10 oncogene homolog (gene crk). Gene Ontology annotation, molecular function: receptor tyrosine kinase binding; signaling adaptor activity. NCBI's taxonomy places the organism in Eukaryota, Metazoa, Chordata, Actinopteri, Perciformes, Gasterosteidae. Gene Ontology annotation, biological process: enzyme-linked receptor protein signaling pathway; cell migration. Gene Ontology annotation, cellular component: cytoplasm. The record is from RefSeq and is a predicted model, not a curated record.